Aspergillus terreus NIH2624 is the source of this 2478-nucleotide messenger RNA. RefSeq names its product kinesin family protein. Gene Ontology annotation, molecular function: microtubule binding; microtubule motor activity; ATP binding. Gene Ontology annotation, cellular component: microtubule; nucleus; kinesin complex. Gene Ontology annotation, biological process: microtubule-based movement. Bases 1 to 2478 code for a protein of 825 amino acids. The transcript has 6 exons. Lineage: Eukaryota; Fungi; Ascomycota; Eurotiomycetes; Eurotiales; Aspergillaceae. The record is from RefSeq and is a predicted model, not a curated record.
AUGGACCCUCCGAGACCAGCGUCCCUCUUCCAAGUCUAUCUUCGCCUUCGCCCUCCCAUCUCACAGAGUCAAGAUCAUCAACCCGAACGCUUCUUGACAGUCGAAGAGCCGGAAUCGGACGGCCAUGAGAUAGCUGCCCCUACGCGAACUCAUGUCACAUUACAGCCGCCGAACGAUGGAAGGAGACGGGGGAUUGAAAGAUUUGGCUUCACACAGGUUUUUGAAGAAUCCGCUUCGCAACUGAAUGUUUUCCAAGAUACAGGGCUGGAGUCCCUGAUAAGAGGUGUGCUUUUGGAAGGAAGAGAUGGGUUAGUCGCUACGUUGGGAGUCACAGGUAGCGGAAAGAGUCAUACAAUACUCGGCUCAAAGACGCAAAAAGGUAUCACUCAGAUGGGUCUCGAUGUGAUCUUCAAAUCGCUCGCUUCGACAAUAAGGCCCCCAGACAACACAAUCACCCCGCUUUCAUUGGCUUCCGUGUCAGAAUCCGACCAUACGGAGUCCCAGAUCUUUACGGCCCAGACGUUCCUUGAGGCGGUAUAUGGCGAUCCGGGAGCGGAUCGUGGAAGGAAUUCCAGAGCCCAGACCCCUAUGAGCUCCUCUAGGGCCCAGACGCCGAUGACGGUACGAACUCCCUCCCCGGGUAGUCCAUUGCAAAGGACUCCAACACGCCCCCAUACAUCCCCAGGAUCCCGGUUGAACCUGUUCCGUGGACCUAUCCCUCUGCUGCUGCCAUCUGCCCACUAUUCUCCCCUCGCGCGGCAAACGCAAGAUAUUGGUCCCCAGGUCGGCCUCCAACAUCGACCCAGACGAGAAUGUCCUGCUCCUACAGCAUCAUCCACCCAACCCCUUUAUGAAUGGCAUUGUGCUAAAUCGCAAACCCAAACUUUAAAGGAACCGACCCCAGCCAUUGUAUUUCCCCGUCGUCCCAUGCCCCAACGGCCCAGCGCAUUGCCACGAUCUCCCGAUGUCAGUCACUUGACCGUCGAAUUGAAUCCCAACUCGGAGUAUAUCGUCCUCGUUUCGAUGUAUGAGGUGUACAACGACAGAAUCUUCGACCUGCUCUCUCCUGCGAUUGCGCCUGGACAAGGAAGUACCAUGUCGCGACAAGGAAACGCACAAAAGGACCGAAGGCGUCCCCUGUUUUUCAAGUCUACAGAGGGAUCCCCAGACCGAAAGGUUGUUGCUGGCUUGCGUAAGAUCGCGUGUGCUACCUACGAAGAGGCGCUUGCCAUCCUCGAUAUCGGACUUACUGAACGAAAGGUGACGGGAACUGGCGCCAACAGUGUUAGUUCCCGUAGCCACGGGUUCUUUUGCCUUGAAGUGAAGCGGAGAAUGCGGAACAAGAGGACAGGCGAUGAGACCUGGAUAGGAAACACCUUGACAGUUGCAGAUCUAGCAGGCUCGGAACGAGCAAGAACAGCCAAGACAGCCGGGUCUACUCUGGCGGAGGCCGGCAAAAUCAACGAGAGCUUAAUGUAUCUGGGCCAGUGCCUGCAGAUGCAGAGUGACAUACAAGAUGGUAACAAGACGGCCAUGGUACCAUUUAGGCAGUGCAAACUCACUGAGCUCCUAUUUUCCAAUUCUUUCCCGUCUUCAAACCACGGUUCAGGCCAUAACCGUCACCCCCAGAAGGCCAUUAUGAUUGUUACUGCCGACCCCCUGGGAGAUUACAAUGCGACUUCCCAGAUUCUGCGCUACUCUGCACUAGCUCGUGAGGUUACCGUGCCUCGAGUAGCCUCUGCGUCCGAGUCUUCAGUGUAUUCUAGCUCUCUUGGGUCUCUCCGUGCCCCGGGCAGUGGGCGAAACUCCCCUAACAUAGCCUUGAGCGAGGAAUUGGAGCAGGCAUUAGCCGAGAUCGAGAGACUGACGAGUGAAAAUGAGAAACUCUCGGUGAGACUCGCUGAGGAGGAGAUCGUCAGAACGGAACUGGACAUGAGACUUAAAGCCAGUGAGGAAAGAUGUCUCGUGAUCGAACAGGAAGUCCGUGAGGAAUGCUGGGCCGAGAUGGAUGAACGCAUGGAAGAGGAGAAGAAGAAAUGGCAAGCUGCGUUGGAUGAGCAGGUAAAGAUCAAAUACAGUCUUGCGUUGUGGGCCUGUCAUAACGAUGAACAUAUGGACAGGAAAAUCGAGCUGCUAUCUCGAGGCUUCGAGAUCCACGAAGACCCCGAACCCUCUCGCGAUGAGAGGAUUGAAGACCUUGAAUUCGAGAACGAUCAGCUCCGGAGCAAAAUAGCAGCAUUGGAACGAGAACUCACGUGCCGGUCUCCUACGAAGAAAUCCAAAUCGAAGAAUACACUCGAACCAUCGCGCAACUCGAACAUCUUAGGGCGUGAAAGCGACAUCGAGGUGGCCUUGCGCAAGAUGGACCAGCUGAAAUUGGCUGAAAGCUUGUCUUCCCCUUCUCCUGUCCCAUCCCCUGGCAAGAAGAAGAAAAUGACCACGAGGAAGUGGGAUCUGGCUCCAGAGGAGGAUAUUUAA